Seminavis robusta is the source of this 1974-nucleotide messenger RNA. NCBI's taxonomy places the organism in Eukaryota, Bacillariophyta, Bacillariophyceae, Naviculales, Naviculaceae. The record is from the annotation of a GenBank genome assembly.
AUGGCCAACUAUCAGUGGGCCAGUCAUGAACAGGAAGCCAAGGCAACAGCUUGUGAUGCUUUGGCAUUGGCUCUGGCAAAAUACAGAAAUGUGAAAAAGUUAUCCGAGACGCCGAGUACCAGUGGAUCCUCUCCCACAAGAUCGUCCAUAGCAUUGGAAAGCGAUGGUGUGGAAGACAAGGAGAUAAUCCAAAGCCUCUCGAUGGGAGGGAUACGUUUCAGAGCCACUACAAGUUCCGAGCCCGCACUGAUGAGGAGCCAGCCUCGUCGUCGGCCUAGGAGGAGAACUCGUGGCCCCAAGGUGCCAACAAUAAAGGGGAUCCUGAAAAAGACAUCUUCCUAUCAUUCCAUGAGGUUUAUGAGUGAGCCACCUCCAAAGACGUUGAUCCCCCAAAAGUGUGUGAGCUUUGUGGGCCUGAAGCAGCAAUGUACAGAUGAUGAUAGAUGGGAGAGCGAAGGGUCAGAUAGAUGGGAGAGCGAACGAACAAAGACGAAUCUCGAGGCGUCCGAGCACGGAUAUGACGCCCCUUCGCACCAAGGAAACUAUUAUUGGGGCAAUCAAGCGUCCAUCAAUGCACCCAAACCUUUGUCCACCACGAGUCUGACACGUCUUCGGAAAGAACUGAACCUGAAGAAUGCAUUGGGAAUUUCACAUGCAGAGGUCAAGCUCAGCCACAACAGUACUAACAUGGAUGCUCCAGGAAGGAGCAAGAGAGACGGCAUCAACCCGUUUCAGGAUUCCAUUAAAGAGUUACAGUCCGUUCUGGUCCAAAGUGCACAUCAGCAGUUGUCCAAGCCUUUGCAUUGCACCAAUACAGCUCCGUCCAAGCCACGACGUCAGGGAACCAUUGAAUCAAUUGAGGAGGAGGAGGACAUUGUUUCAUCUCCCACUGCAAUCGUCUGUGGGAAACUGCAGCUUUCCACAGUCAACGACUUUGACAUUGUUGUGAACCACUCAAACGCAGCUCCAUUGAAACCACAACGCCAGGGCACGAUUGAACACAUUGAGAGAGUUUCACCUCCCAAUGCAGAUUUCCACCAGAAGUCACAGCUUUCGGCAGUGCAGGACCUUCAAGUUGGGAAACACUCAAAUGCAGCACCAUUGAUGCCACAACGCCAGGGUACCAUUGAAACAAUUGAGGAGGAAAUUUCAUCCCCCACUGUCCUUCAGAAGCCACAGCUUUCCGCAAUGCAUGACCUUUACUUUGUGAAACACUCAAAUGCAGCACCAUCGAUGCCACAACGUCAGGGGACCAUUGAAACAAUUGAGGAGGAAAUUUCACCCCCCACUGUCGCUCAGAAGCCACAGCUUUCGGCAAUGCAUGACCUUUACUUUGUGAAACACUCAAAUGCAGCACCAUCGAUGCCAGAACGUCAGGGUACCAUUGAAACCAUUGAGGAGGAAAUUUCAUCCCCCACUGUCGCUCAGAAGCCGCAGCUUUCCGCAGUGCAUGACCUUGGAGUUGUGAGCCACUCAAAUACACAACGUCAGGGCACCAUUGAAACAAUCGACGAGGACAUUUCAUUCCCCACUGUGAUUGUUGGUCAGAAACUGCAGCUUCCCACAGUCAAUGACUUCGUUGAAGCUGUUGACCACUCACAAAUAGCUCCAUUAAUGCCACAACGUCAGGGCACCAUUGAAACAAUUGACGAGGACAUUUCAUCUCCCACUGUGAUUGUUGGUCAGAAACUGCAGCGUUCCACAGUGAAUGACAUUGAAGUUGUGGACCUCUCAAAAACAGCUCCAUUGAUGCCACAACGUCAGGGCACCAUUGAUUCGGUUGAAAGUACUUCAUCACCCUCUGCAGUCAUGUGUCAGAAUCCACAGCAAUCCAAGGUGAUGAACGACAGGGAAGGCAUGGACCACUCAACGUCACCUCCGUUGAUGCCACAACGUCAGGGUACCAUUGAAAUUCACGUACCGUGGGAAAAGAAUGCUUGUUCUCGGGGAGUGGCCGCAUGCUUGGAGCUUUAG